UGUUGUAUUUGUGCGUGUGUUUAUACUGUAUUGGCCUGGCUUUGUCAGUUCUAAAGAAAUGUUAUCUUCAAUAAAAGAUAAAUCAAAAAGGAAAUGCAUUUCAGACACCCUGUUCUAUCUGGAGGCACCACGUCAGUCUUGGAAGCUUUAGUAAAAUGAAGUUGACUUCGGAAACUUGAGCAGAUCCGCGCAGAGACCACAAAAGAGGAAGAAUGGUUGUUCUAUAGGCACAGUAAGCUGAGUGCCGGCGAGCCGUGUCCUCUGUAGGUGUGGGGGGUAGAGAAGGGACACGACGUUUCCUGUAGCUGGGGGUCCGGCUGCCAUGCUUGGACUGUGGAUUUAUCUGCUGAUCGCCGUCUGUCAGGUCUGUGGACUGGAGGCCAAUGACAGCUCUACUGCUGCAACAGAAGUAAGCAACGCAUCCAUCACAAGGAAAGAAAAUGGCACGGACAAUGGAGCAGUGGAAUGUGAUCCCAGAUAUCGCCCAUCAUCCGCCAAUAUCACAUGUGUGAAGUGCAAUGACCCUUCCCAAUGGAAUGAGACUGUUCGGUGUAUAAGGCUUUGUGAUAAGCCAGAAGCGAAGAAUUUGUCUAUCACAAGUAAAGAAAAGCCUUAUUAUGACAUCGGUGAUGUGGUGGCUGUGAGCUGCGACACUGGAUAUCGCCCAUCAUCCAGUAAUAUUGUAUGUGAGAACCAUAACGGUACCCUGCAGUGGAAUGUGACCGUUCAGUGUUUAGGACUUUGUGAUAAGCCAAAAUCCAAGAACUUGACUAUCACAAGUGAAAAGCUUUAUUAUGACAUCGGUGAUGUGGUGGCUGUGAGCUGCGACACUGGAUAUCGCCCAUCAUCCAGUGAUAUUUUAUGUGAGAGCCAUAAUGGUACCCCGCAGUGGAAUUUGACCGUUCGGUGUCUAGGUCAGUGUGGGAAACCAUCAGCAAACAACUUGUCCAUCAUAAGCCAUAAAAAAGAAUUCUAUGACAUUGACGACGUGAUAAAUGUGAGAUGUGAUCUCGGAUAUCGCCCGUCAUCCACCAAUAUCACAUGUGUGGACCGCGAUGGUCUACCUCAAUGGAAUAAGACUGUACAGUGUAUAGAGCAAUGUAAAAAGCCAGAAAUCAGCAAUGUGGCCACACUGACUAAAAAUAAAACCUACCAUAAUGUGAAUCAAUCUAUAAGAGUGAAUUGUACGGAGGGAUAUCGGCCAUCACAUGAGAAGAUGACAUGUGUGAGAAGUGGAAAUGAAUCUAGGUGGGAUCACACUUCACAGUGUAUAGCACAAUGUGGAAAGCCAAAAAUCAGAAACAAGGACACAUUAACUAAACACAAGGACUACUACAAUGUGAAUGACUCUAUAGAGGUGAAGUGUAAUGAGGGAUAUCGGCCAUCACAUGAGAAGAUGACAUGUGUGAGAAGUGGAAAUGUAUCUGAGUGGGAUCACACUUCACAGUGUAUAGCACAAUGUAAAAAGCCAGAAAUAACUAAUGUGGCCGAAUCGACUAAAUACGAGAACUACUAUAAUGUGAAUGACUCUGUAGAGGUGAAGUGCAAGGAGGGAUAUGGGGCAUCACAUGAGAAGAUGACAUGUGUGAGAAGUGGAGAUGGAGCUACGUGGGAUCACACUUCACAGUGUAUAGGAAUUACAACGACGGACUGGAAAGUCACCUCUACAAGCAUCGGCUUCCAAAUCCUUUGUACAUCACAUUGUCCUCAAUGGAGAUUCACGACUUGCUGUGAUUCUAUGCUGGGAAAUUAUACAUCGUGUAGCAAUUUCACUGAUAAAACAAAUGUGACGUUCACCAAUCUACAGCCGUUCUCCGAGUAUAAAAUCCACGCCACACUUUACAUGAAUAAUCAGUCGUUCCCUCGCCACAUCAGAAAGAUCAGGACAAAUGAAUCAGUUCCUGAUAAACCUAUGAUAAAGAAAAGUCCGACAAUGGAAAAUAAAACGAUGAGGUGGGAGCUGUCUGACACUCGGGGGAAUGUCACUGGUUUCCAGAUGAAUAUCUCCGCCUGGAGGGAUUACAAUGUGUCUUUUAUCAUGGAUGAGUCCAAAAGGUUCCUCCGUAACGUCACAGAAUAUGAAAUCCCCCUUCACCAUGGAACCAGCUACAACAUCACCCUCCAAGGAUUCACAUCGGCUGGAGCCGGAAAUCUUACAACUUUAUCUGUUGAAACAGAAAUUGGAGAUCCUCCUCGUCAUGUGGAGGGGACAAUGAAUCAUUCUACUGUACAGCUGCUACCGGUUCCCGAUCUCUACGGACCAAUCAGCUUUUACGAAAUAAUUGUCUUUGGUGGUCAGGAACACAAUAUGAGCGCAAACUGUCUGAGAUACAAAACCGUCCACUACAACUCCAGCGGGACUCCCAGUCAUUACACUGCGGCUGUUCUUCCGGCACAGAACCUUACCGAGGCCAGGCCCUUCCUUCCGGGGGAUAAUCAAUAUUAUAAUGGAUUCCACAACGCCCCUCUGAUCCCCAAACAUAAUUACACCGUCUACAUCCGGGUCACUAGCCAAUGGAAACAGGUGAAUAAAUCAUCGUGUGCCUAUGCUGGCUUCCUUAAAGCGGUGACAGUUCCUGAGCCUGCGGACAGCACAGUUCAGAUGAUUGCCGGGUCGAUAUCGGCUGUGAUUUUACUGCUCCUCCUUCUGAUCUUGGUGGUGGUAUGGAGGGUCCGGUCUUCAGGCAAAGUAAUGAGGUCAUCUGAUAUCCAAUUAAAGGUUCAGCCUGGACAUGGUAAGAAGAAAGAUAUCCCUGUGGAUAAAUUCCUGGAUGUUGUAAAGAGGUUCCGGAUGAUGGAGAUAGUGGACACCAAUGAAAAUGAGGAGGAAGAUUGCGCCAUUUUAUCUGUGGGGCGUUACCAGGAGUACCAGGAACUUCCAGGUGGGUUGAUGUACCUCUGCAGUGUCGCCAUGUCCCCUGUAAACCAAGCUAAGAAUCGAUACAAGAAGGUUUUACCGUAUGAUGAUUCUCGCGUGGUGCUGAGGUCCAGAUCAGAUUAUAUAAAUGCCUCCUACAUUGAUGGUUACAAGGCACCACAAUUCUACAUAGCAACACAAGGACCUAUUCCAGAGACGGUGUCUGACUUCUGGAGCAUGGUGUGGCAAGAAAACAGUUCUGUUAUUGUGAUGCUGACAGGGCUGGAGGAACAAAACAAAGUAAAGUGUGAGCAAUAUUGGCCAGAACAGAGUCAGACCUAUGGGGACAUCAUAGUUACUGUCCAGAAAAUUGUCCAGACAGGCGCAUUCACCAUUCGCAGCUUCAGCCUAAGGAAGGUGCAGUCCAUAGUGCAGGUGAUGGUGGAGCAGAUCCAUUACCUCCGAUGGCCGGACCAUGGAGUGCCCAAGAACACAUCAGACAUGGUGCAGCUUGUAGAACUCACAAACAAAUGUAACCCACCCGGAUCAGGACCUGUCAUUGUACACUGCAGUGCUGGGAUUGGCAGGACGGGCACGUUCUUGGCACUGGACAUUCUCCUGAAGAGGGCGCGCGCGGUGAAGAAGGUGAACGUGUACAAUUGUGUUCUAGAGUUACGGAAGAGGCGGGUAAAGAUGGUGCAGGAAAAGGAGCAGUACAUCUUCCUCUACAACGUCUUGCUGGAAACCCUUCUGUGCGGGUCCACCAGUGUCCCCGUGGUGAAGAUUCAGGAGCACAUUCAUCAUAUGUCUGUAGAAAACCCCGCAAACGGCGUCACCGCGGUUCACCAAGAAUUCCAGGCCCUGGAGAAAAUCACCGAAUUGUAUCAGAUCUAUCCAUGUAAAGAGGGGAGGAAACUGGAGCACCAGACCAAGAACCGCAACCCCGAUAUCUUACCAGGUGAUCAUUGGCGUCCCAUCCUGCUCUCCGCACUCACCAGACACGGAGCUCCUGGUUACAUCAACGCUGUGUUUGUUAAUUCCAACAGCCAGGAAGACGCCAUGAUCGUCACCCAACUGCCCAUGAAGCAUACACUGGCCGAUUUCUGGGCGCUGGUCUGGGACUACAAGUGUACAGCGGUGGUGAUGAUGCAGAGAGCGCAGGACCUGCAGGAGAACGGUGCCAGGUUCUGGCCGGAGAAAGGAGAGACCUGCUAUGGUGCCUUCAAAGUCAAGACGAUGGCGAAGAAUCAAGGACAUGGCUACACGACCUUAACGCUCAACCUGAGGAGGAGCAAAGGGCAGUCUGAUAGCAGCCUGGAGGUGAGACUAUUCCAGUUGGACUCAUGGCCAUUGGACCGAUCUGUGCCAGAAAAUCCUACAGUUCUCAUCGGCCUGGUUGGAGAAGCAGAGAAGUGCCAACAGCAGACAUCAGACAGUCACAUCUUGGUCACCUGCUGUGAUGGGGCCGGCCGGUCGGGUCUGUUCUGUGCCGGAGUCAUAACCUGUGACCAGAUCCGCAGUGAGGGAUGUUUGGAUGUAUCGCAGACCGUGCGGUCACUCCGGAGAAGACGCUGCCAAUUCAUCCCUACUGUGGAACAGUACUCCUUCUGCUACACGUUGGCUCAGAGUUAUCUGGAUUCAUUUGAAACGUACGGGAACUUCAAAUAAAAGAAAAAAAUAAUCGAGAUGCAGCCUUCCAGUGACAGGCCAUAUAUGAAUGCUAUGAAUGGAGCGACUUGAUCCAGGACUGGGACACACAGGAACCAGGACCACCAACAUUUCCGAUUAUGGCCAUAGGUGCGCAGAUUGCCUAUCCUACCGCACAGGGUCUUCAGAAUGGAUGACAGGAACCCAUUAGGGUGGGCAACAGGAAACUCAAUGGGGGGUGGUCAUGAAAAAGAGUGUCUACAUUUCUAUAGCUGAUCAUUAGUGCCCCUCUGUUGGGUAACAAGAGUCCGAUGAUGACGGUAGACUCUAUAACCACUUCCAUACCGGGGGGCCUAUUUUGGCACUCCUCUC
This is a messenger RNA of Rana temporaria (common frog), 4876 nucleotides long. Its product is annotated as receptor-type tyrosine-protein phosphatase S-like. The record is from RefSeq and is a predicted model, not a curated record. Gene Ontology annotation, biological process: protein dephosphorylation. The transcript is spliced from 32 exons. Bases 323 to 4525 code for a protein of 1400 amino acids. NCBI's taxonomy places the organism in Eukaryota, Metazoa, Chordata, Amphibia, Anura, Ranidae. Gene Ontology annotation, molecular function: protein binding; protein tyrosine phosphatase activity.